Salmo salar (Atlantic salmon) is the source of this 3465-nucleotide messenger RNA. It is a transcript of the gene tprg1l, whose product is annotated as tumor protein p63 regulated 1-like. The record is from RefSeq and is a predicted model, not a curated record. Lineage: Eukaryota; Metazoa; Chordata; Actinopteri; Salmoniformes; Salmonidae. Gene Ontology annotation, cellular component: cytoplasm.
AAGAAAUGAAAUCUAAGGGGGGAAGUGAGGCAGGGGUACUUCCUUGUAAACACCAUCCUCUCUGAUCAUAUUAUUGUGCGCAAUGACCAAUUCAAAACAAUACACCGUUCGCUGAAUCUUUAUUCUCGAGAGGAUAGGUUGAAGUCUAUUUUGCGUUUUUUCUUACAACUCAGUUUGCACUAUGCUUCAGCUAAACGACACGGUUGAGCCAAUGAGUCCGGGGGCUGCGGUCCUUCAUCCGGGGGAGGCUGAGGAUGGAGUCGAGGUUGCCUUUACACCGCCGGGGGCCAGAGGGAGCCUUGGGUAUAGCUCUUCUGUAGCAUGUUGCUCCCCCUUACAAACGUUGACGCCGUUUCAUGUCCACAACCCAACAAUGCAAGCGAAAGUGAAGGAUUAUUUCGUCUUUAGGCCAGGGACCAUUGAACGAGCAGUGAAUGACAUCAGAACAGUGGGCCUGCCUUCAGAGGAUGGAGAAGUGCUGAGUGUGUGGCUGCUUGCAGAAGUUGACCACUGGAACAACGAGAAGGAGAGACUGGUGCUCAUAACUGACAGGUCCCUGCUGGUUUGCAAGUAUGACUUCAUCAACCUGCUGUGUCAGCAGGUCAUCAGAAUCUCCCUUAAUGCCGUGGACACCAUCUCAGUGGGCGAGUUUGAGUUCCCACCCAAAUCACUCAACAAGAGGGAGGGCUAUGGGAUUCGGGUUCAGUGGGACAAACGCCCACGCCCCUCCUUCGUGAACCGCUGGAAUCCCUGGUCCACAGACAUGCCCUAUGUCACCUUCACUGAGCAUCCCAUGGCCCGUGCCGACGAGAAAGUGGCCUCUCUCUGCCAGAUGGACAUCUUCCGGACCCAGCUGGUUCAGGCAGUGAAGAAGGCCCACAAGGAGUUUGCCAUUCCGGGCAGGGCCAACGGAGUUCUGAUCCUAGAGAGGCCCCUCCUCAUCGAGACCUACCUGGGCAUCAUGUCCUUCAUCAACAAUGAGGCCAAGCUGGGAUACUCCAUGACCAGGGGAAAGAUUGGCUUCUAAUGUUUCCCACUGAGUGACCAUCUUAUUCCACCGCAGUGGGAGCGCUGUCAAACUGUGUGUUUUUAUGAGUGUGUGUUUGUCUGCUCGUGGAAUGCUGACAAUGUGGCUGUGUCAUACCCAACGCUUGAGUAUAACCGGCGGCCAGCCAUGGUGUGCAGUAAGCCUGAGUUCUCUCCACUCCUGCCACAGUGCUCUCAUGCAAAGGUAUGUUUUCCAUUUGCCAUAAUUAUUUAACCCUUGAGUGGAGAGACCUACAGUAUGUGAAUUUGGUGUGUUUGUGCGAUUAGGGAAUGUCGCUAGUUGUGGGUACAGUGCAUACUGUUUACCUUGCCAUUGUGAAAAUACUGUAAUAUACACCUGAUGCUGCUAGGUGAACCUGACUUAAUAUCCAUGGAAGUUAACAUUAGUGUGGGCCUUUUGUGCAGUUACGAGGGCAUGGUUAGGUGCUUUAACUUUAGGUAUAAGAGUGGGCUUUUUCAGUGCUCGUUAUUACAGAAACUGAUGCAAUGAGCUUUGCCUGAUCAAGCGGCCUACCCGUUAUUUUCAACCUGAGACGCCUUGCAAAAUGUUAGCAUUAGCCAGAUUGGUGCUAAAAUCCAUCAUAUUGAGACGUUGUAGUGGUAAGAUUUGAGAAUUAAUGUGGCUGCCGGUGCUACAAUCCACAAUUUUCUUAAAUUGAUUAGGCCUACUCGUCUCCAUUUCUAGAAAACACACGGCCUUUAUCGUCCUCAUGCUGGGCUAGUUAAUGCAAAAGCAGCGGAUUAGGUUCUAUGAAAAUGUGAUGUCUAACGUUGGGGUGAGUAGCUGCUGGGGAAGUGUUGUGGAAUAUGUUACUUUAGCAGUAGCUGCAUGAGGACAAGAAAGGCAGUUUAAUUCCAAACUAGCAGUAUUAUGAUUUGCCGUCAGGCAUUGUAGGAUAAUUAAGAGUACAGUGACACAUUCCAUGCCUGGAUUGAGGUACGUUUUCAUACCUGUUUGAUUCUUGGUGUUGACCGGUAUAGAAAAGACAAAAAUCCCUUCUACAUAUGGUUUCACCAAACAAUCAACUAUUCAAAGCUUGCUAGGAGGCUAAAAUAGUCUUAUCAACCACCUGAAUAACUUGACCAUAAAUACAUAAAAAAAAUCCACAUGGGAAUAAAAAUGGUGGCCAUCUUAGAUUACAUGAUCUAUUAGUCAACUAUUCAAGUAACUAACUAGUUAGGGCUGUAGCCAUAGUCUGACUUUAUAAUUAACUCCGAUAUAAACCUCAAAAAAGCAACUGAAGUUAAAUUGGAUACAGUUUGAAAAAUCAGCCUCAGAUUUGUAUGCAAAGGUCUUCUUUUACCAAGCUUGUUUGCAAGGCUUUGCCGCAGACCUUUUGAUCAGUAGCUCUCAGAAACAGGGUUGGAAUAAUCAAUUUCCAGUAUUUGGAAAGGACUAUAGUUCCAUGCCAUUGUUUUUUUUUUCUCCUCUCGACCUGAGGACCUCCCUGCCCCCACCUUUUAAUGGAUCUUCCCUUCUUACAGGUGUCCCUGCUCAACUCUUGCUAUUUGUUUUUAACCACUUAUUAACCCCCUUGGCCUCUGCUUUACUGAUUUGUCACUUCCAUGUCGACAUUAGAAUGCUUGAGUGCUUGCUCGGCGAGAACAUCCACCUCAUUCCCUUCUACUCCCACACGCUGGCACCCAGAGGAACCUUAAAUACCCCCAACUGUCUCAACCUAAACAAGCACAAAUUUAAAUGUAUCAGCGCUGCACAGGAGAUAAUCUAAGGAAGUGACUUAAUGUAUAAGGGCCAAUAACGCCCAUUGGCUGAAUAUAAUUGAAACGGAUUAAUCAUAAGUCAAUAGCAAAUGAACAGUCUAAGAUUAUUUUCUAUAGAGGCCCUAUUACAUUUGAAACAUUCUUCCAUCAGUCACAAUGGUUGAUGGGCUUUCAAUUUUGUUUCUAAAUGGAGUAAGAUGUCAUUCUUGCAUGGGAUCCAAACUGAAUAUUUCAAAAUAUGCAACUAUAAAACAAAUAAAUUAAAUCCAGGAACCAGAUUUAAGCUGGUUUGAAAUAGAAAUACACCAAUCUUCCUCAUCCAUUCACCAGAGAAGAAUCUGGUUGUUAGGCCUCUGCUUUUUACACAAGAUCAUGCUUUAACUGCUCUAAUGAACUAAGAUGUCUGUCCAACUACCCCCCCCCGUAACAUGCAUGUCUUGCAUGCAGUCUCUGUUCAACUUGGAAAAUGCUCCAGAAUAGCAUUUACAAAAAGAAAACAACUUCUUGGUCAAUGCUUAAUAUUUGUAGCACGGUCACCAACGUGAGGCAAUUGCCUACAUUACUUUGAUAUUUCAUACUGGGUAAAUCUGAUAUCCGACCCAUUUGCAGAUUAGUUUGACUCAUAACGCUGACUAUAUGCUCAUACUGACCUUGAAUACUGUACAUUGCUUAUUAAAUAAAUACUCAUCAAAAUUA